CUUUUAUCGGUUGCCCCAUCACUCAACACAUUCAAGAUCGUCUACGGCCUCAAUUGAUCACCAUCGGACGGCCGUGAUGUCUUCCAUCACUCAAAACGUGGGCGCACUGCCUUCUCGCCUUCGCAACUUCUUCGCUCGCUACCCUCCGCAGAUUUAUUCGUCCCUGGUCGCAUCGCGUCCGACUGCCCCGGAGGGCGAAGCCUCCGCCGACGAGACUCUUCCCUCGCCCUACACCCCGGAUCGUGAUGCGAAGGGUGCUCGCCGUCCAGAUCCCGAGGCUUUCUCGACCUCUCGCGCGCUCCUGUACAACGACCCUAAGAACCAGAACCCAUUCUUGCCGCGGAAGAUCUUCAACUCCAAGAAGUGGAUGGGUCCCCGAUAUGGACUCCGACAGCAGGCAGAUCUAGUCAAGUUGGCUAUUAAAUACAACGUCGAGCCACUCUUGCCCCCUGGACCCAAGUCCACCGAAUACAAGGCCGCCAAGCUGGCGGAGCGUGGUCUGCGGAUUAAGGGAACUGGUAUCGGCCAGAAGGUCAAGGGUCACAAGUGGGAGCGGACAAUGGAAGCGAGACUCGAGGAGCGCCGCAAGGCGAUGGUGGAGAUGCCGGAAAUGAUCCGGUUGUGGAAGCAGAGAGGUCAUGGUCGUGGAUGGAGACAGUGGCCGAAGCGGUGAAGGGGACGCCGAAGCCCUAUGUGAAAAUAUUGUUUUAGUUCUGUCGAUUGUUUCUCACUGGUCCACUCUUGCCAUAUCUGUCUGCGCCCUCGCUCGACCAUUUCCAUUACGUGUGGAAUCCCCUCGGCAGAAGCAUUUGUAUGAAUCAUUGCAGGGGUUUGGGAUGGGAGUACUGUUUCUUUUGCGUCACUAUUUUUUAUUCAAACCUUGUACAAUAUAUAGCGUGGGCAUCUUGCCCAAUGAUAUUCGGGAGGCUCAGCUUAAGCUAUCUCGCCACUGUGUGCACAUGAGACACCAGGGAAUCAACAUUGAGUUUUACCUAUAUCA
Molecule: messenger RNA, 1000 nt
Organism: Penicillium subrubescens
Lineage: Eukaryota; Fungi; Ascomycota; Eurotiomycetes; Eurotiales; Aspergillaceae
Product: mitochondrial 54S ribosomal protein mL59
Exons: 2
Coding region: 77-673 (198 amino acids)
Cellular component (GO): mitochondrial large ribosomal subunit
Molecular function (GO): structural constituent of ribosome
Source: RefSeq, a predicted model, not a curated record